Clunio marinus is the source of this 192-nucleotide messenger RNA. Lineage: Eukaryota; Metazoa; Arthropoda; Insecta; Diptera; Chironomidae. The record is from the annotation of a GenBank genome assembly.
AUGAAUGAGUCAUAUGGUGACCAAUUUAUUGAGCGUUAUCAGAAAUUCAAUUUUUGGGAGGUUCCCCUCUGGAUAAAGGCCAUGGCAAACAUGAAAAAAAAAAGGAAUUUGUCACUCUCUCAUAAGCUCGGUUUUUGCUUUUAUUCUCAAGCAUCACUUAGUGCACUGCGUAGAAUACGCCAUUAUGCAUAA